UCAGUGAGUAACAGUGAACUGUGUGCCUUGCGCUUGGCUUUAAAACUUUAAAGAAGUAACACUCCAUUUGGACUUAAAAAAAAUCUUCAAAGGAAGCUUUCACAAGGUUUACAGACUCACUGUUCCCUUUUCACCUAUUUUCUUCCCAUCCUCAAACAAGCACAUCUGGCUGAAUUGUAUUCGUGCAACUCCUUUCCACAAUGGCGCUGUCCUCACGCUUAAAGCUGUGGGAGCAAAAGAUAAAGGAUGAGAAGAAACCACCACCGACUCCCCAACCUCCUCCUCCCCUUUCUGUUCUACCUGGAGGAUUCCUUAAGCAACUUGUGAGAGAGACAGAGAAGGAGACAAAGGAGAAAGAACCUGAGCUUAAAGAAGAGAAAGUGCCAAGCAAAUUAAGUGAGAACCUAGUCCAGCAGUUCCUGCUUCCAGAUGAAACUCCACCCAUCUUGGAGGCAGAGAUGGCCCUCAGAGCAGAGCAAAUGGUCAAUGCUGCCCUGACAGAGAAUAAAAAAUACUUCCCAGAUCAGAUCCAGAGUCCAGACUCCAUGAACCAGAAAGAUGAUUUCAUUGUCAGUAAACCAGAUGUCAGUGAUCAUAAACAGGAGAAUGAUUCCAACCUAUCAAAGUUUCCAAAGGUGUCGGCUAAGGAAGAACGAGAAGAGGCACGACUGGAUUUAAAAGCAGUUAAGGAAGACAAUAUGAGAGAAGUGAGACAAGAGCCAGAAGGGCAGCUGGCUGAUAACACCCUAGCAGAGGAACCCAAGAAACCUGUGAGGGAUGUCUGGUAUGAGGCUGGUACAGUGUGGUAUGUGCAUAAAAAUGGCUUCAAUCUUGCCACUCAGCUUAAGCCUGAUGAGGGCACACCAGAGCUCCCUUAUGGGACAGUGAGGGUUCGACUCCACGCAGAUGGCUCUGUACAUGAUGUCACACAGUACGAGAUUGAAAAGCUGAACCCACCAGAGCUGGACCUGUGUGAGGACUUGAGCCAAUUAGUGAGUCUGAAUGAGUCAAGCAUCCUGCAUACUGUGACCAGCAGAGCCAAAGCCCACAUGGCUCUAACACAUGCUGGACCAAACCUGCUGGCUCUCUGGCCUCCUGUACCACUACAUAGCAAGGGGCUGCGUAGCCGACACUGGGACACAUGGGAAGCUCCUGCUCCUGUACAAGCGCUGGUACAGAAAGUUUAUAAGUCCAUGGUGAGCCAACGGAAAGACCAGAGUGUAGUGGCUCUGGGCCGUAGUGGCACAGGAAAGACCACCUUGUGCCAGACUUUUACCCAGGAACUUCUCAAACAUGCUGGCACAGCAGGAGAAAACUGUACCUUGGAGCGUCUCCAGGCCAUGUUCACUGUGCUGCACUCUUUUGGCUGUGUAAGCUCUCAUCAAAGCGAGGCCUCCAGUCGAUUUGCCAUGGUGUUUUCUCUGGACUUCAACCACAAAGGACUGGCAGCUGCAGGACACCUUCAGACCAUGAUGCUGGACAAGUGGAGGGUUUGCCAUAGGCCUGAGGGAGAGAGCAACUUCUUAGUCUUCUCCCAGAUGCUGGCGGGACUCAAUACUACAAUGAGGACAGAGCUCCAGCUUCACCAAUCACCAGAAAACAAUUUAUUUGGCAUCAGUUGCCCAACCAAGGUGGAUGAGAAGCAGAGGGCUAUAGUUGAGUUUGGAAGACUCUUAGCAGCCAUGAACACUCUUGGGUUUUCACCUGAUGAACAACGGGCUAUUUGGCAUGUUCUGGCUGGAAUAUACCACCUGGGUAUAGCUGGGGUAUGCAAAGUUGGGCGUAAGCAGUUCUUGAGUUUUGAGGGUGCUCAGGUUGCCAGUGCUGUUCUUGGCUGUGAGGGAGAAGAUCUUCACACUUCAGUAUUCAAACAUCACCUAAGGCAGCUACUGCAGAGGGCCACUGGAACCACUAGAGAGCGCCACAUGGCAGAGGAUCAAGAGGAAGGUCCUAAACUGAGUGCAGUUCAGUGUGUUGAGGGCAUGGCGUCUGGUCUCUAUGAGGAGCUGUUUACUGCCAUUGUAUCUCUAAUUAACAGAUCUCUGUGCUCCCAGCAGCUAAUCUUAGGCUCUGUGAUUGUGGUGGACACACCAGGUCUACGCAACCCCAGACACAGUGGGAAAGACAGGGCUGCUGGCUUCUCUGAGUUCUGUCACAACUACUUACAGGAAAGGCUGCUGGAGCACCAUUUCACACACACCUUCACUAAUGUUCUUGACAGAUACACACAGGAGAGAGUGUCUGUAGAUUUUGAGGCCCCUGAGGACAGUCCUCAAAAAGUGGUGUGUGCUAUCGACCAACCAGGACUGCAGGUCCGAGGGCCUGAGGGUGACCCUCGGGGCCUUCUUUGGGUUCUAGACGAGGAGUUAGUCACUCCCAGUUCUUCUGAGAACACUGUUCUGAAGAGGAUAUGUCAUUACUUCGGUGAUACAGUGCGUCUGUGUGAACAGCCCCUACAGUGCGAGAUUGCUCAUGUGUUGGGCUCUGACCCCAUCCGCUAUGACCUAUCUGGCUGGUUUGGUCUGGUUCAAAAUAACCCCUCUGCCCUCAAUGCCAUCUCUAUUCUGCAGAACUCCUCUGUCCAUGUAGUAAAGGCUCUAUUUGCUGCACGGGCCUCAGUUCCUCCUUUGUGUCGAGGUUUGGGUGGUGUUGAAGGAGGUUCACAGCGCUUUCUGGAGAGAAGUGGGUGUGUGCGCAAGAUCUUUACCGGAGGAAUGGCUGCUAUCAGAAGAUACUCACACUGCAUCUCUAUAAAACUGCAAGUGGAUGCCCUGAUAAGCUUGAUUCGUCGUGCACAGCCGGUUUUUCUACAGUGUCUCAGCGCUAAGGUCGAUGCUGGUGGCUUUGAUGUUCCUGCAUUGCGCACGCAGCUGCACUCAACCCACUUAGUACCUGCUUUGCAACUGUAUCGUAUAGGCUAUCCUGAUCAUAUGUCUCUGAGUGAUUUCCGCUGCCGGUUCCAGGCGCUGUCUCCUCCUGUAAUGAAACGCUAUGGCUCUGUAUUUAUCACUCCAAAUGAGAGAAAGGCUGUGGAGGAAUUAUUGAUCGAAUUGGAUAUGGAUAAGAAGAGUAUUGUUUUGGGAGCAAGCAAGGUGUUUUUAAAACGUGGCAUGCUGGGAGCACUGGAUGUGCAAAGGAAUGGUUUGGUCAACAAGUGGCUAGUGCAUAUGCAGGCCUCCUGUUUGGGGCAUUUGGCACGGCAGACAUACCGCCGCAUGAAGGUGCAACAGAUGGCGGUGAGAUGUAUCCAGCGAAAUAUCCGUGUUCUGAACAGAGUGGCCAACUGGAGCUGGUGGAAAAUGCUGUGCAGAGUGCGCCCCCUGCUAAGCGUUAAUAUAGAUGAACACAAAGUCAGGGCCAAAGAGGAUGAGAUCAAUAUGCUGAGGAGGCGACUGGAAAAGUCUGAGAAGGAGCGGAAUGAACUUAGACAAACUGCAGACAGCCUGGAGACCAAGAUAACAGCUGUGGUAUCUGAGUUAAGUGAUGAGAGGUUUCGGGGAGAGGCAGUGAGUCAGGCCUUAGACGCAGAGAGAGUGGAGAGACUUCGUCUGACCAAGGAAAACAAGGAGUUACAGGAUCGUGUGAAUCAGAGCAAAGCCACUGUGGAAGCACUAGAGAAGCAGCUGACAGAGGAGAAACAGAAAGCCAAAAGCAAAGAGACACCAAGUGGCAUAGCUUCAGAGGGUAAACUACAGCUGCAGUUGGAUUGUGCACAGACAGAAGUGGAGUUUCUACGCAGACGUUUGCGACAGACAGAGGAGAGAUUUGAGGCUGAGAAAGAAGCACGAGAACUUUUGGACACCAAGGUUUUGGAGCUGCAAGCCCAGCUGGAACAAUCAAAGCGCUCAGUUGCAGAACUGAAAAGGCACUGCCGCCACGUGACUUCUGACCUGCAAGAUGCGCGUGUGCUCAUGGACAGCUUGCAGGCGCGUACUCAUGACCUGGAUAGGAAGCAGAGGAGGUUUGACAGCGAACUUACCCAGGCUCUAGAGGAAGCAGAUAAUGAGAAAGAGCAAAAAGACAAGGCCAUCCAGGAGAAUACAGCUCUGGGGGCAGGGAUCUUUUCUCUACGUCAGUCUCUUACGGAGAGUCAAUUGGAGGUCGAACACUUGCAGCAUCAAAAACAAGAGCUGUGUGCUCAGAUCCGAGACCUGACUGUGCCCCUGAACCUUGGCUCUGACUCUGUGCCUGAGCUGAAGAAACAACUACGUGAGCUUGAAAGCAGAGAUAAGGAGCGUGCUCAGGAGCUUGCCAAUAUGACCGCCAAAAUACAUCAGCAAGAACAGAUACAUGUGCGCUUCGAAAUGGAGAUGGAAAGAAUGAAGCAGAUUCAUCAGAAGGAGCUGGAGGACAAGGACGAGGAGCUAGAGGAUGUGCAGAAGUCUUCACAGAGACGGCUCAGGCAGUUAGAGAUGCAGCUAGAACAAGAGUACGAGGAAAAGCAGAUGUUGGUGCAUGAGAAACAUGACUUGGAAGGACUGAUUGCAACUCUGUGUGAACAGGUGGGCCACAGAGAUUUUGAUGUAGAGAAAAGACUCCGACGAGACCUGAAGCGUACACAUGCUCUGCUCAGUGAUGCCCAGCUCUUACUUUCAGCCAUGGAGCAAAACGGCCAGUGCCAGGCCCCAGGAACCAUGGAGCAGUUAGACAGACUGCAUUGUCAGCUGGAGGAGAGUGAGGCACGGCGUUUAGAGGCUGAGAGUGUGGGGAAAACACUUGCCAUGGAGCUGGAGAAUGCUCAGCUGGAGCUGGAGACCAUCUGCAAACAGAAAGGCCUGGUGGAUGAACAGUUGACUCAGCUACAGUAUGAGAAGGCUGAAUUACUGAAGAGGCUUGAGGAAGAUCAGGAUGACAUCAACGAGCUCAUGAAGAAACACAAAGCCCUUAUAGCUCAGUCUUCUAGUGACAUCACUCAGAUACGGGAGCUACAGGCAGAGCUGGAAGAAGUGAAAAAAGAGAGACAGAGUCUACAGGAGCAGUUGCAGACAAGUGCAGCGCACUUGCAGUUCCUGGAGUCUUCCACGGUGGCCCGGAGUAUUGUGAGCAAGCAGGAGGCACAUGUCUGUGAUCUGGAGAACAAGCUGGAGUUCCAGAGGGGUCAGGUCAAGAGAUUUGAGGUCCUUGUUCUACGUCUGAGAGACAGUGUGUUGAGGAUGGGUGAGGAGCUAGAGCAGUCUGCUCAGGCAGAGGCAAGAGAGAGAGAGAACUCACAUUACUACCAGCAGAGACUGGCAGACAUGAAGCUAGAGAUGGAGGAUCUAAUACUCAGAGAGCAGGAGAGUAGCCGUCGGCGCAUGGACUUGGAAAUGCAAGUGGAAGAGCUUAGUGCAGUGCGUCAGACUCUUCAGGCUGAUUUGGAGACAUCAAUCCGACGUAUCGCUGAUCUACAGGCUGCCCUGGAGGAGGUGGACUCAAGUGAUGAAAGUGACACAGAAAGUGUACUGACUGCUGUGGAGUCUGCCUCCAGAAAGAGAGAAAUGGACAAUGCAUCCACUGUGGGCUCCAGCAUCAGUACAGAGGACACUGGUAAGGGUAUUCGCCAUUGGCAGGGAAUGUCACGUGAAGGUCACAAGUCAAGCACAGACUCAAUGAGCACCUACAGCUUCAGGUCACGUUCCCAGGAAUUAGAGGAUGAUCUUGCUGAAAGCUCCAGAAUUCUACCUAGAGCAUCAUCCUCAACUGCAUUAUCUGAGCUAUUGGAGGGCAUACGGAAAAAGCGAACAGGGUGGGAUAAAAAUUCAGAGGUAGAAGAAGGCAGUACAGUAUCACUACCCAUUUCCCAGCUCACAGCAGCCUCCAGCCUGCGGCGUCGGGCCCUUAACCUUGCCCCGGUCACAAAUGAGGAUCUAGAGGAAGCGGUGCGUCCAGGUAUCUUAAAAGGUUCUAGCUCUGUGCUGCCCCAGUCCUCCAGUUUGCUUUCCACAUCUGAAUCCAUGUCAUCCAUCCCCUCAGCCAUGUCUACUGUGAGUAGGGCAAACCGCUUUGGCUCCUGUGACUCACUCACAUCAGUGCUAUCCUCCAUGAAAACCUCCAACCGCUCUAUCCCAGAAGAAUGGGACGUAGAGGCUGGUGCAAAAACCCUACCACUGCCAGGCGCCCAUCAACCAGUUCGCCAUCGGCUGUUCAAAGGUCUUAGUGAUGAAGGUGGUGGUGAAGCCCUACUUGGGACAGAGCCACUUGUAUUUCAGAAUCGGCGUCUUUUAGGAAAUCCCGAAACUGAUAAACCACGGGUUGGAUGCGAUUUAGGGGAUACCAACUCGGAUAUUGUCCCAGCUCUCCGUAGAUCACAAUCUAUAAGCAGCUUAGCAAGUACCAGCUCCAGAGGGGGUCAGCGGCGCACUUUAAGCGUGCAUUUUGGAGAGCUGCCACCUUCAAGGGCAUUGUGCAAGGACUCAGAUUGUGAGACUUCUGAUUCUGAAUGCUCUCAGGACCAGACUGGACCACUAGAAAAGAGGCUGGAAGCUGAAGGAAGUGAAGGAGAUGUACAAUCAGUGAUGAAAAAGUAUUUGAGGAAAGCUGAGGUUGAUUGAACAGAAUUGGGUGAGGACUUUGUCAUGGUGGACAGUUUAUUACAAAUUCAAGGAAUUUGUCAAUUUUCAUAACUAGAAUGUCAGUUGCUCAAAUGGUCUUUUACAAAAGCACAAGUACUCAUUCUCUCCAUUGCCAUAGGUGGAAGCCUGACACAUGUCGGGCAAUGCUACACUGUACACAUGAAUAAAG
Molecule: messenger RNA, 6720 nt
Organism: Clarias gariepinus (North African catfish)
Lineage: Eukaryota; Metazoa; Chordata; Actinopteri; Siluriformes; Clariidae
Product: unconventional myosin-XVIIIb-like
Exons: 43
Coding region: 201-6530 (2109 amino acids)
Cellular component (GO): myosin complex
Molecular function (GO): ATP binding; protein binding; cytoskeletal motor activity
Source: RefSeq, a predicted model, not a curated record